This is a messenger RNA of Phytophthora sojae, 216 nucleotides long. RefSeq lists its product as hypothetical. The record is from RefSeq and is a predicted model, not a curated record. Lineage: Eukaryota; Oomycota; Peronosporomycetes; Peronosporales; Peronosporaceae. The transcript has a single exon. The coding region runs from base 1 to 216 and encodes 71 amino acids.
AUGCGCCUCGCUUUCAUCUUCGCGCUGGUCAUUGCGGCCACUCUUCACGUCAGUGGUGCCUCACUUCCUUCGGCCAACAAGCUCAACGCUGGGGUCAAGAACGAUGCGUCGCCUGCUGCAACCGAUUUAUUCGACGCGGAUGGCGGACGAAUGCUUCGUCGUGUCGAGAAGUACGAAGACAUCGGCGAAGAGAGAGGGUUUUCCGUGAAGGAAUGA